AUAGGGACCCCACAGGCGCCCCUGGAGAUAGGGGAGUUAGGAAGCAGCCAGUGGAUGCCCCCUAACAGGUCCUGAGGCCUGGUGCCCACAUCCUGCCCACCGUCCCAGGGGGUGCAGGGUGAGGACAGGCCAUCUAGGAAUUGGGCUGUAGCCUCUGGCCCUUCCUGUGACCUGGGGCUGCCUGACCCCUGAGUGGGGCCACUGAGGAGUGCAGAUGCUGCCUGGACAUCCCAGGCCUUGCUGGCCACCCAGCAGCCACCUCAUCCUGACCCUGGCAAAGGGCAGGUGGGAUCCCAGGUCCCCAGGGUCGGGCAGACCCAGCCCAGCCCAGGAGCAGCCCCGAGUCCCCAGUGCAUGGCGUGGGGGCAGGGAGUCCUCCUGCCACUGUCUGUCCCCUGGCCCUCCUCAAGGACGAGCCCACCUGGCCAUGCCCACGGCGACAGGAAAAAGGUCCUGUUGCCACAGCCCCGCCUGGACAUCUAGGCUGUCAAGGGCGCUGGGCCUUGGCCUAUGCCGGGGCCUCCCAAGGGGCCGAGUGUCUGAGGAUUCUGGACAACUCCCACAGAGAUGGGUGGCACGGAAGGUGCCGUGGGCACGAGGCUGGGGAGGGGACAGGGGCAGCUCUGGGGCCUGGGAAAGGCCUGGUCUGGAGGCGCCUCCCACCUUGUGGGCUUAGACCAAGAAGAGGACGUGGGUGUGAACAUGGCGUGAGAGUGCUGGCUGGUGUGAGCGCAUGUAGGGGUUGAGAGAGCACUCUUUCACGCCUGUAUGCGGGUGUGUGCACACAGUGUUCUCACGUGCCUAUGUGUGGGUGCCUGUGAGUGUGCACACCGUAUUCUCACGUGCCUGUGGGGGGCAGAUGUCUACAGUUCUCAUGUGACUGUGCAGGUGUGUGCACACGGUGUCCUCACGUGCCUGUGUGCACCGGUGCAUGCGUGUGCACACGGUAUUCUCACAUGCCUAUGUGCGGGUGCGUGCGUGCGCACACAGUGUUCUCACGUGCCUGUGUGGGGGCAGGUGUGUACAUGGUGCUCUCAUGUGCUUGUGUGCAGGUGUGUGCACACGGUGUUCUCAUGUGCCUGUGUGGGGGCAGGUGUGUACAUGGUGUUCUCACGUGCCUGUGUGCGGGUGCGUGCGUGUGCACACGGUGUUCUCACGUGCCUGUGUGGAGGCAGGUGUGCAUAUGGUGUUCUCACGUGCCUGUGUGGGGGCAGGUGUGCAUAUGGUGUUCUCACGUGCCUGUGUGGGGGCAGGUGUGCAUAUGGUGUUCUCACGUGCCUGUGUGGGGGCAGGUGUGCAAAUGGUGUUCUCACGUGCCUGUGUGGGGGCAGGUGUGCAUAUGGUGUUCUCACGUGCCUGUGUGGGGGCAGGUGUGCAUAUGGUGUUCUCACGUGCCUGUGUGGGGGCAGGUGUGCAUAUGGUGUUCUCACGUGCCUGUGUGGGGGCAGGUGUGCAUAUGGUGUUCUCACGUGCCUGUGUGGGGGCAGGUGUGCAUAUGGUGUUCUCACGUGCCUGUGUGGGGGCAGGUGUGCAUAUGGUGUUCUCACGUGCCUGUGUGGGGGCAGGUGUGCAUAUGGUGUUCUCACGUGCCUGUGUGGGGGCAGGUGUGCAUAUGGUGUUCUCACGUGCCUGUGGGCAUGUGCACACGGUGUGCACACAGUGGAGCAUGUCACAGAGAGAGAGGUUGGUUGAGGAGCCGGAGCCAGGAGGAGCCCGGGGCACUUACAAAGUAC
Messenger RNA from Callithrix jacchus (white-tufted-ear marmoset), 1733 nucleotides. NCBI's taxonomy places the organism in Eukaryota, Metazoa, Chordata, Mammalia, Primates, Cebidae. The record is from RefSeq and is a predicted model, not a curated record.